Octopus sinensis (East Asian common octopus) is the source of this 2282-nucleotide messenger RNA. Its product is annotated as intermediate filament protein ifa-1-like. Bases 170 to 1936 code for a protein of 588 amino acids. The record is from RefSeq and is a predicted model, not a curated record. NCBI's taxonomy places the organism in Eukaryota, Metazoa, Mollusca, Cephalopoda, Octopoda, Octopodidae. The transcript is spliced from 11 exons.
ACAACGUCUUAGACUCGAUCAUUUGGCAUCGCAAGUAAACCACAGCAGGUCGUAAAACGUUUUGUAGAAUCUUUUUCCGAGCGCAAUUCGUUCUCCAAGCAGUGAGUCGUUUCUUAUUACAUUCCCACAUUUCUCUUUAACACAAAAUCUUUGAAUAACAACAACAAAAAUGAAUCGAGAAGAAAUAAAAGCAAGAAAACCAGUGGGACAUGUGAGACGAAGAAGACCUUUCAGGAAUGGCAUUCGUAUACCAGCUCCCAUACAGCCAGCUCCAGUGUUCUUUCCCAAAGGAGUGAUAGCAGAACAUGGCCAAAAACAGGUUGCUGAAAUGAAAAAUAAGGGCGAAAAGGAAAAGAAAGAGAUGCAAGCUUUAAAUAUAAAACUUACCACCUUUCUUCAAAAUAUACGUUACUUAGAAGCUGAAAACAAACAUCUGAAAAAUAACUUGAGUGCUGAGAAGGACUUUAAAUGUGAUAAAAUCAAGAUCUUAUACGAAGAUCGACUGAAGGAGUUGGAAACACUUCUAAAAGACAAAGAUGUGGAACUUGCAGCUACAAAGUCCAAAAAUGAAUCGCUUGAAGAAGAAGUUGAAGAUUUGAAAGAACAAUUAACACAAGUAAAGGACGAGAAAGACAGAGUGCAAGCGGAAAUCGAUGGAUUACACGAUGAAGUUGCCCAACGCAUUGCAGAGAGCGAAACCAACAGAAGGAGGGCAAGCGAACUUCAGAAGCAAGUUGAUGACUUGAAGGCCAGAAAUAGCAUAGUGGUGAAUCAACUGAGUAAACUUAGAGAGGAACUAGAAAUGGAAACUAGUGAGAGAUUGGAAUUAUCAGACUGUGCCGCGAAGCUGGAAGACGAACUUUCUUUCAAUUAUGAUAUCCAUGAUGCCGAGGUCAAGGAAUUGAACGCGAUGAUAUCAAAAUUGAAGAAGAUACCCGAUUUCGAUGAAACACAGAAGACCGAAAUUGGAAAUAUAGUUGCUGAUUUAAGCGCUCAGUAUGAGGACAAGUUGAGAAAAGCUACUGCUGACAUGGAAAGAAGAUACGCGGGACAGUUACAGUUAGAGAAGGCAAAAGCCAAGCCCAAAGAAGAUUUUAUAGACCCAAGGAAGAGAAGAGAUUUGGGUAAAAUAAGCGAACUUGAAACUCAGAUAGCAGAUAUGAAACGUAAAAUUACUGAACUGGAAUUUCAACGGGAUGAGGCCGAAAACGGACGAGAAUCCGACGCUGCGAGUUACGAGGACGAGAUUGCUCGCUUGCGUAGAGAGUUCGAGGAUGUGUUCAAGGACUUCGAAGAGCUGGCAAAUGCUAAGAACUUCACAGGGAUGGAGGUGGCAGCAAUGCUUGCACAACUUAAAGACGUAGAUAGCAGUGAGAGUUCGAAACCGGUUGAUGGACCUCAAACAGAAGGUGAGUCGGCACCUGGACCUCAAACAGAGGGUGAGUCGGCACCUGGACCUCAAACAAAAGGUGAGUCGGCACCUGGACAUCAAACAGAAGGUGAGUCGGCACCUGGACCUCAAACAGAGGGUGAGUCGGCACCUGGACCUAAAACAGAAGGUGAGUCGGCACCUGGACAUCAAACAAAAGAGAAAGAGACCAUGAGCCGCCCUACAGAAGACUCUGUGAAAAUCCUUGAAGUAGGACCCGAUGGAAAAUACAUUCAACUUGAAGACCAUGCUAAGUUCCCAAUGGGUGCAACAAACAUGAAGAACUGGACAUUGACGCAAACCCUUGACAAUGGCAAGAGCCACACCCAUAUAUUUACCAAUGGUAACGUGUUUGGUGCUAGCAAAAUUGUCAAAAUUUGGGGAUCAAAACACGGUGCUGGGCAAGAUGGAAUCACAUCUUCUGAGGUCACUGAAUGGGAUACAUCAAAAUCGACAAUUUCUUUGAAAGACAACGAAAAUAUGGAACAUGAUGUCCUUGUUAAAUAAUCGCAUGAAAAACGUGAAAAUGUCUCAGCAGAGAAAAUCCAUUUUUGUUGCAGUUAGCACCAAUUUUCAGAAAGUUUCCUUUUUGACCAUUAUAGUAACAAUUUCGGUAAUAAUUUCAGUUAAAAUACUAAUUCUAAAGUAAGCCUUUUCUGUUUUUAAUGUCUUUUUAUGAUUCGCUAACAUUUAAGAUGAUUAUAAGAAAUGAGAGUAAAUCCAUUUUGUAAUACAAUAUAUUUUACAACAUUGGGAUCUUUUCGGUUUGACCGGCAGUUUUUUCUAGCGGGGUCAUAUGAAAUUGUCACCCAUAAUUAUGACCCUAGUAUCAAUCUAUUGCAUUUCAAUCUGU